This is a messenger RNA of Microthlaspi erraticum, 2397 nucleotides long. The record is from the annotation of a GenBank genome assembly. NCBI's taxonomy places the organism in Eukaryota, Viridiplantae, Streptophyta, Magnoliopsida, Brassicales, Brassicaceae.
AUGGGGAAUUUAAUCACUUGCUCGAUAUCCUGUGAUGAGUGGAUGGAUAAAAUCUCUCAAUGGCUAGACAAGAAAGUUGGUUAUAUUCACGAUCUUGAGAAGAAUCUCGCCACUCUGGAGAACAGCAUGGUUAAGCUCAAGGCUAAGCGGAAUGAUUUAUUACGAAAGGCCACAAGAGAGGAGGAUAAAGGUGGACAAAGGCUGGAAGAAUUCCAGGUAUGGCUUAAGAAAGUUGAGUCUUUGGAUCAAAAAGUUGAUGCUCUUCUUGAUGCUAGAGAUGUUCAACUUCAAAGAGUUUUCCAAAAUGUUACUGAUCAAGUAGUUAAUAAAGCUGACACAGCUGUGAUAGAGGAAAUACAAGUUCCACGGAUAAUUGUUGGUCAAGAAGCAAUGCUCGAUAAGGCAUGGAAACAUCUCAUGAAAGAUGGAGUUGGUAUUAUGGGUAUGUAUGGUAUGGGCGGAGUUGGGAAAACAACGCUUCUCAUGCAAAUCAACAAUAAGUUCAGUGAAGAAAGGUGUGGAUUUGAUUUUGUGAUUUGGGUUGUGGUGUCUAAAGAGUUACAUGUAGAGAAGAUUCAAGAUGAAAUCGCUCAGAAAGUUGGUCUUGAUGGAGAGAAGUGGGAGAAAAAAAAGAAGAGCCAAAAGACCAUUGAUUUAUACAAUUUCUUGAAGAAAAAGAGAUUUGUGUUGUUUUUAGAUGACAUAUGGGAGAAGGUGGAUUUAACAGAGAUUGGAGUCCCAUUUCCAGGACCAGAAAACCGAUGCAAAGUAGUCUUCACCACUCGUAAACAAGGUGACAGCGAUCCAGAGAUCCCCAAGCUUGCAAAAGACGUUGCUAGAAAAUGUGGUGGCCUUCCAUUGGCGCUCAAUGUCAUAGGGGAGACCAUGUCAUGCAAGAAGACGGUGGAAGAAUGGCGUCACGCUAUAAAUGUUUUGACUUCGUACGCUACAGAGUUUUCUGGCAUGGAAGAUAAGAUCCUUCCACUUUUGAAGUAUAGCUACGAUAAUCUUAAGGGCGAGGAUGUCAAAUCAUGUUUGCUGCGAAGUAUUAUAGAUGGAAGUGAAGGUAUAGAGAGGGCCAGAUACAAGGGGUAUGAGAUUAUUGGUGAUCUUGUUCGUGCAUCUUUGUUGAUGGAAGAUGCUGAACAAUAUGGAACAGAAUGUGUGCGUAUGCAUGAUGUUGUUCGUGAAAUGGCAUUGUGGAUUGCAUCUGAAUUGGGAAGAGAAAAGGAGGCUUUCAUUGUGCAUGCAGGUGUAGGGUUAAAUAAAAUUCCAAAGGUUAAGAAUUGGAACAGUGUGAGAAGAAUGUCACUGAUGAAGAACAAGAUUCGCAAUCUAGCUGGCAGUCCUGAAUGUCUCGAACUCACAGCUUUUCUCAUGCAACGGGGAGAAUUGGUAAAUAUCUCGAGUAAAUUCUUUAAGUCCAUGCCGAAGCUACAGGUGUUGGAUCUAUCAUUUAAUGAACAUCUCACCAAAGUGCCGGAUGGAGUAUCUGAUUUAGUUUCUUUGAAGUAUCUCAACUUGUCAGAUACAGGUAUCCGUCAUCUCCCUAAGGGUCUACAAGAGUUGAAAAAACUCAUUCACUUGAAUCUCGAGCAUACACUUCAGCUUUCGAGUAUUGCUGGGAUAUCAAAUCUGCAUAAUUUGAUGAUCCUGAAAUUAGCUGGAAGUGGCUUUUCAUGGGAUCGCGGCAUAGUGGAGGAAUUAGAAACCUUGGAGCAUUUAGAAAUUUUAACCCUAGAAAUCCAUUGUCCACCACAUCUGGAGCUAUUUUUUAGUUCUCUCAGGUUGACGAGUUGUACACGAUUUCUGGAGAUCUUGAAAUUGGAAUCAACUGGAAUAGCAAUUCCAGUGACCAUGAACAAGCUUCGUUAUUUCAUCAUUACGAACUGCACUAUCCCUGAGAUAAAGAUGGGAAGUAUAUGCAACAAAAGCAAUAUGGUUUCUCCUAUACACAAUCCGAGCGAGCCAUGCUUCUUGAGCCUCUCCAAAGUGUAUAUAAAUAAAUGCCGAGGCCUGAGGGAGCUGACGUUGCUGAUGUUUGCUUCAAAUCUUAAAGAACUUGAAGUUAGGUAUUCAGAUCAACUAGAAGAUAUAAUAAACAAAGAGAAAGCUUGUGAAGUUGAAGAAUCAGGGAUUGUUCCUUUUGCAAAGCUGGUUUCUCUUUAUUUGCGGAGUCUACCCAAGCUAAAGAAUAUCUAUUGGAAUCCUCUACGCUUUCCAUGUCUAAAGAUAUUCAAUGUAAUCGAAUGUCCAAAUCUGAAAAAGCUUCCAUUGGAUUCUCAAAGUGGCAUACAUGGUGAAAAUAGACUCGUCUUAGGAUACAGAGAGGAAAGUUGGAUUGAAGGUGUUGAAUGGGAGGACGAAGCUACAAAAACUCGCUUCUUAUCUUCAUGA